This is a messenger RNA of Adineta steineri, 1041 nucleotides long. The record is from the annotation of a GenBank genome assembly. NCBI's taxonomy places the organism in Eukaryota, Metazoa, Rotifera, Eurotatoria, Adinetida, Adinetidae.
AUGAAAAGUGCAUUAGUUCUUAUGAAUACUGUAACAACAAAAUGGUCUGUUACCGGUAAUAUGAAUAUUGGACGACAUUUUCACACAGUAUCUGUAUUAUCAAAUGGAAAAGUAUUAGUUACUGGUGGUAAUUACCAUGAUUAUCCGUAUAAUGCUGAAUUGUAUGAUCCAUCAACAGGUACUUGGACAACUACUGGUAACAUGACCUAUGUACGAUCUCGACAUACAGCAUCUGUAUUAUUAAAUGGCAAAGUAUUGGUUACUGGUGGGCACAAUGGUAAUAUUAGUUUAAAUAGUGCUAAGCUGUAUAAUCCAUCAACAGGUACUUGGACAACUACUAGUAACAUGAGUUAUGCACGAGAAUAUCACAGAGCAUCUGUAUUAUUAAAUGGAAAAGUAUUAGUUACUGGUGGGCAGAAUGGUAAUAUUAGUUUAAAUAGUGCUGAUCUGUAUGAUCCAUCAACAGACACUUGGACAACUACUAGUGACAUGAAUUAUGUACGAGCUGAUCACACAGCAUCUGUAUUAUCAAAUGGUGAAAUAUUAGUUACUGGUGGAACAUACCCUAAUUAUUCGAAUAGUGCUGAAUUGUAUGAUCCAUCAGCAGGCACUUGGACAUUUACUGGUAAUAUGAAUACUGGACGAUAUUCCCACACAGCAUCUGUAUUAUCAAAUGGAAAAGUAUUAGUUACUGGUGGAACACACUAUGAUCAUUCGAAAAGUGCUGAGCUGUAUGAUCCCUCAACAGGUACUUGGACAACUACUAGUAACAUGGGCUAUGCACGAGAAUAUCACACAGCAUCUGUAUUAUUAAAUGGAGAAGUAUUAGUUACUGGGGGGCAGAAUGGUAAUAUUAGUUUAAAUAGUGCUGAGCUAUAUAAUCCUUCAACAGACACUUGGACAACUACUAGUAAUAUGACUAUUACACGAUCUUCUCACACAGCAUCUGUAUUAUUAAAUGGAAAAGUAUUAGUUACUGGUGGAUCAGGCAAUAGCCACCCAAACAGUGCAGAAUUAUAUGAAUUAUUUGAAACAAAUUAA